AGUACAAGGGCACGACUCCCUCAAUUAAAAGAAGGAAAGUCACUUCUCACUCAUUUCACCGCUUUGAAACCUUAAUCCGUGGCAAAUGUGAGCUUCCUCCCCAUUUCUAAUACCAGAUCAAAGGAGUUAUGAAUAGCAUUACACGUUCCUUGCCUGAUGUGCGAAGCUGCUUAAAUUUGCAUUGUCAAAGUGAAAGGGCUGCGAUGAACGAUGAAUUAAAAGGUUUUUAGGUCAUAAUAUCAGACAAAUGUUUCUCUCUCUGUCUCUCCUUCUCUGUCUCUCUUAAAUUUUGCUCCUUGAUUCUCAUGUGUUUUUUUUUGGCAGUUUGGAUUUUUAGGAAUAUCUUUAUUCACCUUCAUAAUUCAGACUAAUACAAUGUGUGUGACACACGCAUUCUCAAUGAGUGUGUCUGCCUAUUUGUGUGUUUGGGCAGGAUCUCUUGAUGUCCAGAAGUAUUUUUAGAUCGGUCCUUCUGCUCCCAAGAUGUUUCAAUCAUAAAUAAUUGAGGCCUUUCAAGUAGCCUAGCACUCAUCUAAUGUGAUAAUGAUGCAUUUUAACUUUUUUCCUCUCAAAGUAGGCCUUAAUGUGCCAUCAUUACCUUUAUUUUUAUAUUGUGUCGUUUGGACUUUCAUUGAAAAAAAAAAAGCAGCGUGCAAUCAUUUACCCAUUUUAAAACGCAUAUGCCUAUUUAACGAUUGUUGUGAUGAAACUGGGCUCAUGUUCUGUAGCAUGGUUUUGGUUUUAAAGCCAAGGUAUGUUAUUUUGGGGCAGGCUUUCCGACCGCUUGGCUAAUUAUAAGAAAGCAAUCGAAGCACUGAACUCUGAUUGGCCUUACACUUUUAUCCUCCACAGAUCUGGGAUUGGAGUAAAUAUUCCAUCUGAUCUCAUGAUAAACAUAAAUAAGCCCUCAGUGAGAAUACAUCUCAGAGUUCUGUCAGGAACCGUCUAAGACGAUGAAGACACCAGACACACACACGCACACACAAACACAAACACAAACACAAACACACACAAACACAUCAGAUGCAGUUUAGCAGCAUGCGUGCAUGCAAGACUUGACAUGGCCCCUCGGAGCAGAGAGGGAGGUGUCAGAAUCCUACGCAUAUGCUUGAGUAUACGCCGUUUGCCGGUUGACAAUGUGGUUCCGGACGGUCCCUUCCAGCCACCCCCUAUGAUCAGGUGAACCCCCAUGUGGAUCGAUUUAUGUUCUCCAAGUGACUGGGUCUCCAAGUGACUGGGUUUAAUGGUCACAAUUGGUCCACUCCCUGAUGUCUAAAUAUAUGCUGGGGGCACUCAAUCCACCAUGUUAUCUGGGCCUAUGUUAAGGAAAUGCUGUGUGUGUGUGUGUUUGUGUGCUUGCUAGUGUAAGAUGGGUGUGAGGGCUAACCACAUACUUAACUUGCUGCAUUGCAUUUUCUAGGGAACUGUAUACGUCCAACAUGUUAUUAUGAGGAUACUUUGCUCACCUAUUAAAAAUCCCAUGCCAAAGUAUCCAACUGAAAUCAUAACUAACUGCCCGUUGUUGAGACAUAAUGAUGUUUAUGACAUAAUGUUCAUAAUGAUUGAUUUAUAUUGCAAAAUGUUUGUGUAAAUAUACAAAUUGAACCAUGCUAAAAUAUGAACAGUUGAAAUAAGGAAUUACCCCACAGUCUUUCUUAUCUCACCUGAAUAUUAACAAUCUCAGCAACAGUACACAAAAGGUUCCAAUAAUGCAUUACAUAGUUGGGUUUUCCAGAUCAAAAUGGAGUUCCAUCAGCGGCCAAGCCUACGCCUGGCUUUUUAAAUGACUCAUCACAUCAUUCAGCCAUUUGUCUCUCAUUAAGACCGGCAGUCAUAUAAUAACCUGGGGAUUCCCUGGUACACACUGACAUUAACCCUUAACUGUUUCAUCUCUGACGUGAGGUGGAAAGAAAGGUUGGGCGAAAAAGGUAUAGAUGAGACACAGCUGUGUCGUCUGCAUCAGGAUGCUUUGCAUCUUGCAACCGUAGGGUUAGAGUGGAAUGUCCCGAGUUGACAACGUCAGGUUUUCUCUUUUUUUCUGAAUUACUUGCAAGCGUUUUCUUAUUGCAUUUCUUUUUUUGUAAAACCUGUUUCAUUAACUAGGCCUCAUAUAUAUUCAUGUAUUUGCGCUUACCUUGAGCUUUGGCCGCACAAUGUAAAGGAUAUAAUGGGACAUUCCAAGAGUUACAAUAGAGAGACAUUCGGUUGGUAUUUUUCAAAAAACUUUUACAUUUCCAUUAAGCCCUUUCCUUACCUAAGCAGUGGGAAACGCUAAAAUCUACCCAAGCCAUAUCUACCAUCCGCUUACAGUCAGCUAACAGCCUGUGCUACGGCUGAAAGCAAGAUUGUACAGCUCAUUUCCUACUUGAGAUAUGACUUGACGUUUAAGGCGCUGGAGAAAACCUCGAUAUUGACUGAUUGAAAAGUCUGCGGGCAAUUGCUGAGUGCUGCAAAUACAUUACUCCCCAUUGUGGGCAGCUAAAUGGAGGAAUAAGAUGGAGAACAGCAUGUAUGGUAGUUGUAGACUGGAAAUCAGAAAGAGGAGGGAAUUCACUGGAAGAGAGAUUGUUCUGGAAAGCCUUGCGCCCAUGUGCCUUAACUGACUGUAAAGCCUGCUGUGGCUCCUCCCUCGAUUUUCUUUUUACCUCUGUCUUUUGGAAAUUGUAGUCCAUCACAUCGGAAACAGGCUUCAUAAUUGCCAUGGCAGGACAUACAAAUGUAGUUUUAUUAUUCUACAAAUUGAAUAUGGCAUUUCUUUGUUCAACCAAACAUUUUUUUUUUGUAGGAAGGGCAAUUCACUACCGAUUGCCUCCACCAGAUGUGUUUUGUAUCGUCAAUAUCUGCUAUAUUUUUGCAUGUAACAUUCUUAUUAUACUUUUUAUUUGUUUUCUAUCCACAGAAUUCCACAUGUGUGCUGCUUGUGGAGGCCUUUUAUGGCGGCUCUCACAAACAGCUCAUUGACCUUUUGAAAGAGAAUGUCGUCGGCUGCGUCGCCCACACUCUGCCCGCAAAGAAAUGGCACUGGCGGGCCAGGACCGCUGCCCUCCAUUUCAUGCAGGCCAUCCCACCCAGUUCCUCAUACAGGGUGCUGUUCACCAGCUCUGUCCUCAAUCUGUGUGAGCUGGUGGCUCUGCGGCCGGACCUGGCAGCCCUCAAGAAGGUUCUCUACUUCCACGAGAACCAGCUGGUCUAUCCCGUGCGCAAAGACCAAGAGAGGGACUUCCAGUAUGGCUACAACCAGAUCCUCUCCUGCCUGGUGGCAGAUGCGGUGGUGUUCAACUCCCUCUUCAACAUGAACUCCUUCCUCUCGUCCGUCGGGGCCUUCUUGAAGCGGAUGCCCGACCACCGGCCAAAGGACUUGGCGUCGCUCCUCCGGCCCAAGUGCUCGGUGCUCCACUUCCCCCUUCGGUUCCCCAGUGUCGCCAGUCUUCUCCCAGAACACAAGCUCCUCCGCGGGCCUGCGGCGGCGGCGGCGUCCCCCGAUGAUGACAUCACCGUCCCUCCGGGCCAGAUGCUUGAGCCCCGCUUAGAGGAUCCUGAGGCGCCAAGGUCUGAGGAGCUGGGCUCACAGAGCAACAAGGAGGCUCGGGGAACCCCUCCAGAGACCAGAAAUGCGGCUGUCCCGUCCGGGCCCGGGCACAGCUCCUCGCUGGGACAGGGUGAGGCACCGGGGCACUGUGGCUCCUCCAUCCGGGACGUCCCGGCGGGCGAAGGGGAGCAGACCGCAUCGAUGGGAGGAUGUGGACCAGGUGACCAGACCAAACCGUUGCAUAUUGUCUGGCCCCACAGGUGGGAGCACGACAAAGACCCCGAGCUCUUCUUCAAGACCUUGCUGAAGCUCAAAGAGAGAAACCUGGCCUUUCAACUCUCCGUCCUGGGGGAGACCUUCACUGAUGUGCCAGAGAUCUUUGCUGAGGCCCGGGGCCAGCUGGGGCCCCAUGUGCUGCACUGGGGCUUCCUGCCCAGGAAAGAGGACUACCUGGCCGCCCUGUGCCAGGCCGACGUGGUGGUCUCCACCGCCAAGCACGAGUUCUUCGGCGUGGCCAUGUUAGAAGCAGUCCACUGUGGAUGCUAUCCAUUAUGUCCUAACGCGUUGGUGUAUCCAGAGAUAUUUCCAGCCGAGUAUCUGUACUCCACACCUGAGCAGCUGUGCAAGAAGCUACAGAGACUGUGCAAGAGACCAGACCUGGCCCGCCGUCACCACGUCCAGGUGGACACCACAGCCUACUCCUGGGACGUGCUACAGCAAGGUUUUUCCGACCUACUUGCGGCACCGGCGGACCCCCAACCCUGACCAAGGCUGGAGAGGGAAGAGGUGGGCUCGGGUGGGUUUGGGGGAGAAGUACAUUUUUCUAAAGAAGCAGAAGAUGAAUAAGAACAAGAAAGAGCCGGCAGGUUUCUCUCAUUUUUUCUUUUCUUUUCCUUUUCCUCCUUUAUUUUUUUUCUACCCGGGACUCCAUUAGUGGCGAGGGCGAGCUGGAUUUAGAGGCUUGGCGAUGGGACGCGCAGUCUGCGAGGGCACUUUGUGGCGCUGGGGUUCCACGGCGUCAUGGCCUGACACGCCGCCACGGGCCGCGGCCGGCCCCCGCCGCCGCAAACCUGUGGCGGAGCCGUCGCAGACACACUGUCUCAGGCACCUCUCCCUGCUCCAAAUCAAAGCCAGCCCCCCUCACACACAC
Gadus chalcogrammus (walleye pollock) is the source of this 4679-nucleotide messenger RNA. RefSeq names its product glycosyltransferase-like domain containing 1 (gene qtman). The record is from RefSeq and is a predicted model, not a curated record. The transcript has 10 exons. Gene Ontology annotation, molecular function: glycosyltransferase activity. Bases 2819 to 4294 code for a protein of 491 amino acids. Lineage: Eukaryota; Metazoa; Chordata; Actinopteri; Gadiformes; Gadidae.